UUUGUCGUAUUCACAUUCAACCGAGCCGUUGCUUCAGCCCCUGUUUUUGUGCUCGUUUCGCUGAUUCGUUACGAACGAAAAGAUUUCACGGAAUAAAGUUUCAAGCGGCGAUCGAAACGUACGCGUCUGAUCGACGAAAAAUAUUUUUUUAUAAUCGAAUAUACGAUCCAGCUACGUGCUCGACCCGCUGACAUUUCGUCGAGCCACUACAAUACCGUGCAAACUCGCGAGAACAAAUGCUCGGCGUCUUAUUUAUUCAAUCUUUCAGAAAACACUUGAUCCAUCGAUCGUGCCAUUGAUCGCGCGCGAUUUCUCUCGAAUAACGUUCGAUCGCGUUUCUUCCCCGAAUACGAUGUAAAUCAAUUUUAAAUUUCAACUAUGCCGAUGUGGACAGUGGUAAUGAUACGAGGUUCGAUUAACUCACGCUACGAAAACAACGUUUCGCGACGUGCUUUAUGGACUUAACGCGAACGAAAAUGUUUUUGGAAACGCAAAUACGAUCUCUACGAUUUCUACAACCUCUGUACACCGUGAAGUUUGUGGUUUUUUUGUCAGCCGAACUCUCAGCUGUAAUAUUUACAAAGCCGAGGCUGACCAGACAUAACCUCGUCGAUACUUGUGUACCUAGUUCUGUUGGACGAAACAACGCUUCGUCCACGUAAGAUUUCGUUUUAAUGGGGACUCCUUGAACGAGAGGAUUAUUUGGUGGCUGUUUCGUCGUAGAAUUGGAAACAUUUUUUGUAAAAAUUUAGCGUGUUUGCGCGAUCGUAGUACGACGAACUCAGCAUGGCAAACGGUUUCCAAGAAACGCCUCGUGUACUGCUUCACUUAUUCAAUGAGAUGGGCGACUGUAAACAAAACGAGAGUCGGUGUAAAAACGCAUUGAGACUAACUAGCAAAAACGUGCGGAGUGCUCGACGUCUUGGACGGUUUUAUCUGGAAAAUCCUAUUUCCGAGACUUCCUACGGACGGUGCGAUCAUCUGAAAACUAUAGUUCCUGUGCGAUUAAUCCAAUCGUUUCGUGUGUGAACUCCAAUUGUGAUUCUUCUCCUACGAAAGGAACUAUCGAUUCUUGGAUCGAGCAUGACGUAUCUUUGUUCAAUUUUAACGUUAUUUUGUAUGCGAACAAUAUACACGAAACAUCGAAGUUAAUAUCUAGUGAUAAACAAUUUUAAAUAUAUAUACUUAUACCUGUGAACAUUUAUAGUGUCGCUUAAACAAAUUUUCGCCUUGGAGGCAUGUAAAAUACAUAGUUAAAUGAAACGAGAAUAUGAAGAGUGACCAACGAAGAAAACGCAUCGAUGUAUCGCUACGGAAUCGAGGUUUGGAUUAACCAUGUCCACUAAGAGGCGUCGUGGGCCUAAAUUAAAUAUAGAACGUAAAAUAAUACGUGAAGGCCAUAAUAGAUAGGAUGAGUGGAUCUCGACAGAACGAAGCACGUUGCUUCAAUGAAAACUCUCCACGGCCGCCAGUGCCUGGAGAGGAAACAGGAAACUACGUCAGCAGGUUCCGUCCACAGAGUCCAACUCUGACCCCUAGGCGCUCUUCUUUUGCAACUCCUACAGCUUCAAGUUGCGAUGCUUCAGCUCCUUUGGGAUUUGAACCGGAAGGUUGCUGUAGUACGACAACCAUGGAAAGCGGUUCACCACCUGCUUGCUUGCGGUGGGCCAGGAAUCUGCAUUCUCUGCUGCAGGAUCCAGUGGGCUUGGAAUUGUUCAGAAAAUAUCUGGAUCAAGAAGGCAGACCCCAUGCGAAUCCUCUUAACUUCUGGUUCGCCUGCGAAGGUCUCAAGGAACAAGAUGAUCCCGAAAGGAUACAUCAAUUGGUUAAACUUAUCUAUAGAAAGUUCUUCCUCAAGUCGCAGUUAGCUAUACCAGAAGAAGUACGAAAAGAGGCUAAUCGUCGGGUUAAGGAAGGGCGAGCAGAUGAGAAAGUGUUCGAUGCUGUACAGUUGGAAGUUGAACGUCUCAUUAAUGAGACUACGUAUCCAAACUUUCUUCGGUCCGAUAUGUAUCUUCAGUAUGUUCAGUCCUGUCAGAAUCCAGAUUCUGGUGGAUGCCCUAGCUCAGGAUCCAGUCGAGAAAUGUCUGUUUCUUGCGGGCCAAGUUUAUUGCCCACUGUCCACGAAGACAGUGAAUUUGUUAGUUCCGUGCAUAGCUCACAUUCAGCUAGCGAAACGCCUGGGGAAUUGAGGGGUGAGCUGAGAUUGACCAAAGAUAUGCUUAUGGCUACUCAACAAACUAGGGCGAUGGAUCUUCGACCAAAGCCAGAAGCGUAUGCUGGCGUUUACUUGCAACAUGGAGCUAGUCCAUAUCAUAUGCUCGUACCCAGACUGCACGCACACUAUUCCUCAUACAACCCAGUAUCCAGACAGGAUUCAGAACUUCAAAGCUUGAGCAGUGAUGCACGAACUGAAUCAGACAAUAUGUCUCUCACCGAUUCAUCAGUUGAUGGAAUGUCCAUGGGUAAACAACGAAGUAAGAAACAAUAUAUAAGACAGUGUAGAGCUAUCAAAGAUUCAGCUAGUUUAAAUCGCGAUCCAAUGGCGCAUCAUUCUAUCAUCCCUCGUACACAACGGGUACCACGUGAUCUUAUGCAUCCGCUGACGGCAGAACAAUUUGCUCAAAUGCUUAUCGAGAAGUUAGAGAAUGUCAGACGCGAAAGAGAAACUCAGGAAAAGCUUGAUAGGCAUUUGCAAGAAAGCGAGACGCUUAGUAAGGAUGUACCAUUGGAGGUGCCAAGCGGGGCACCGAAAGCCUUAGCUGAUGCGUUGAGAGAAAAAUUGUUAAUAGAAGAAGAUAACGAUCAAGCAAUUCUGGACCAACACGUAUCACGAGUUUGGUCAGAUUUGACACCUUCUCGAUCACCUGGACUCGCAUCCCCAAGACUGCAUUCGCCUGAAAGAAGACGUUCUACGCACAAUUAUCCACGGUCGUACAAGCGGAAAGAGAAGGACGUGUUCUCUACAUUUUCAGCAGAUAGCGGUAAUAUUCACGAUUUUCAAGAAGGCAGCGAUCUUAUCGGAGCUGGCUCCAUGAGUUCACUAGGAUCCCACUUGCCUAAAUCUAAAUCCGUGCCAUCUGAUUACGCCGAUUCCCUCCAUAAACAAGACCUGUAUCUCCAAGGUCAUGAUCAAAGAUUCCGAAGGUCAGACAUGACCAGGAGAUCAGCCACAAAGAAAUCUAUGACGGAAUUAACCGAUAGUGGUGUAAGCGUUGUAAGCGACGCACCACCGUCGACCAUUAGCAAAGAUAUUCGUCUUUUAUCGUGGCUUAAAGAAACUGACAAGAAAGAUGUCAAGCAUAGCCGUCAUGGGAAGAAGUAUGGAUCUCGCAGUGGUUCUUUGGAAAGGACGAACAGGGAAACAUGGGGUGUUCCUGCCCAACCUUUUGUUGCUGAUCCAGGAAUGCCGCCUUUACCGCAACCUCAUACAGCAACCCAAUUAGAAGAAGCAAGAAGAAGAUUAAUCGAAGAAGAUAGGGCACGUUCAAGUUGUAAACAACGCCAUUCUAAUAUUUCUAAGCAAUCAUCGUAUGAGCCUACAUUGCAGAGUCAAUCUUAUGUCCAAUCAAAUCAAUCAACGUUAAAGAAGACAAAGCAAGAUAUCGGAGAUUUUACCACCGUUGUGUUCAGUUUUUGUGACGAACAGUUUCCUUAUAGGACUAAAAUUCCCGGUCACAACGUCACUUUAAAACAAUUUAAAGAAUACCUUCCUAAGAAAGGCAGCUAUCGAUAUUUCUUUAAAACUGAGUGUGAGGACUUGGAUACAAAGGUUAUACAAGAAGAAAUAACUGAUGAUUCUGAAGUUUUACCGUUGUGGGAGGGGAAAGUUAUGGCGCAAGUCAAGGCAUUCGAGUGAUAGACUGAAACAAGGAUACUCUCAAUAAAGAACGUGCUAACUUCGAACAAGUGCCGCAACUAAUUUUAUUUAAGAGGACCAGCAUUCUAGAGAAGAAACCUAAUAAGGCGAUACUCGGUGUUAGUUUAUUAAAGUUGCUAAAGCGGUUUCUUCCGCUUCGGUUAACCGAGCAAGUGCUUUUAAUCGACGAAACAAAAAUCUGUCAAAAGAGCAAGUCCGUUAUAUGUUUAUUAAGUAAAAGAAAAGAAAAGAAACCCGUAUUUAGAUAAAUAUCAAUUUUAUUGGACAUUAAUCCUUAAUUAAUGAUAUUUUUUUACAGGAUUUACAUUUCUUUUGGUACCUUUUUUUUUUUUUUUUAAACAAAAUGUUUCUUCAUAUGUUCAGUAAUAUUCCAUGUUUAUGUUUUAUUCAAUAUGAAUUUAAUAAUGGAAAACACAGGUGGUGUCGCUGAAAUGUAUAUAAUUAUAACAAUGAUUUUUAUGAAAUGUGUCCCUUUUUAUAGCAAAAGUUUUGCUUAAAAAAAAAAAAGAAAAGAAAAUGAAAACAAAAAUGAACACGAUUGUAAUUUGAACGUUUUCAUCGAAACCGAACAAAUGACAAUUAUGCACGACUUUGUUGAAUUUUCGCAAUGGUAAAUAUUCAUUUCGAUAACAGAAAUUUCAUAGAAACAGAAUAUCAUCGCAAUUUCAUUUAGUUAUCUCCAAUCGAAUUGGACAAGCUGCAGUAACAUCGGAAACCACUGUACAUUGAUUGAAUAAUUUCUUCCUCUUAAAGACUUCCCAUAGUUUUCCAAACGACUGUACAAAGGCCCGCGUAGUUCAUCGCCUUAGUAAGGUCUGUAUAGACCCUAGAUAUACAUAGGAAAGAACAUUAUUACAAAUUAGUUUUUAAGAGGAUAUAUUACGUGCAUUAUAAAUACAUACGCUCUGUUUAAUAUACGUAAUAUAUCGCCCAUUCGAAAUACUGUGAAAAAAAAUAUUAAGAAUACAAAUCAUGUUUUGUCGUACCACCAUUAUCACCCAUUUGACAUUGUAACAUAAGCUCCUGCAUAACGUAACACAUACCGAAAAAUAGCCGCGCAAUAUGCAAAA
Molecule: messenger RNA, 4950 nt
Organism: Hylaeus volcanicus
Lineage: Eukaryota; Metazoa; Arthropoda; Insecta; Hymenoptera; Colletidae
Gene: Axn
Product: axin
Exons: 8
Coding region: 1412-3859 (815 amino acids)
Biological process (GO): negative regulation of canonical Wnt signaling pathway
Source: RefSeq, a predicted model, not a curated record